Molecule: messenger RNA, 2482 nt
Organism: Acipenser ruthenus (sterlet)
Lineage: Eukaryota; Metazoa; Chordata; Actinopteri; Acipenseriformes; Acipenseridae
Product: acidic leucine-rich nuclear phosphoprotein 32 family member E-like
Exons: 7
Coding region: 153-956 (267 amino acids)
Biological process (GO): regulation of apoptotic process
Cellular component (GO): nucleus
Molecular function (GO): phosphatase inhibitor activity; histone binding
Source: RefSeq, a predicted model, not a curated record
UGGUGUCAUGGAGGCUCAGUAAGACUGCAGCAGCCAUUGAUGAAAGCAGAGCUGUCGGGAAGAGCUGGGAAAUUUUUUUUUUUAAUUUAUAUAUUUUUUGCCCCCCUCCUCUUAAUUGUAUAAACUGCGAGUUAUAUAUUUUAAUUUUAGACAUGGAUAUGAAAAAGAGGAUCAGCUUGGAGCUGCGGAACAGGACCCCGCUGGAGGUGACAGAGUUAGUGGUGGAUAACUGCCGCUCCAGUGAUGGGGAGGUGGAGGGAUUGACGGAUGACUUCAAAGCACUCGAGUUCCUCAGCAUGGUUAAUGUAGGGCUCUCGUCUCUGGCUAAACUCCCUACCUUGAGUAAACUCCGCAAGUUGGAACUCAGCGACAAUAGCAUUUCCAGCGGGUUGGAGGCUCUCUCGGAGAAGUGUCCCAACCUGACAUACCUGAACCUGAGCGGCAACAAGAUCCAGGACCUGAGCACCGUGGAGGCGCUGCACAGUCUAAAGAACCUUAAGAGUCUGGAUCUGUUCAACUGUGACAUCACCAGCCUGGAGGAGUACCGGGAGAGCGUCUUUGAAUUGCUGCCCCAGAUCAGCUACCUGGACGGGUUCGACCAGGAGGACAGCGAGGCCCCGGACUCCGAGGAGGGGGGCGAGGCAGAGGAUCACGAGGAGGAGGAGGAGGAGGGUGCGUCCGCCGGCCCCACGGGAGUCUUCGAUGACGAUGAUGAUGAUGAUGAUGACGAGGAGGAGGAGGAGGAUGACGAGGAGGACGAAGACGGAGGGGUGGAAGAGGUUGGCCUUUCCUACCUCAUGAAGGAGGAGAUUCAGGAUGAAGAAGAUGAUGAUGACUAUGUGGAGGAGGAAGAGGAGGAGGAGGAAGUAGAUGACGAUGACGAGGAGGGGGUCCAAGGAGAGAAGCGGAAACGAGACCCUGAGGACGAAGGAGACGAUGACGACGAGGAUGACUAGCCCUUUUCCGGCUGCCACAAAACCAUGUGACGAUAUUGCAGAGAAUUCCUUUGUAGAGCAUAGCUAGCACUCUAGGUGUGUGUGUGUAUUAUUUUUGAUAUGUAUAUAAAAAGAAAGGUUUUGGUUUUAAUGAAGAUUAAUUUGUAAUCAUUCCAAGUCGUUUGUGCUUCCCAGCAAGUCCCAUACAUUUGGGACUGGAGAAAGGGGGUUACAGUUUUGCAAGCCCUGGUCAUCUCAACCAGUUAUGUGGUUCUUGAGCUGAGGGAACACUAAACCACUUUGUGGCUUGGAACAUGGUUUCAGGAGACUAGGUUUCAGACCGCUGUAUGGCACACCAGGGGAGACUUUGGGGUUUGAUACAGCAGCCUUAAACUAGGUCUCCUGGAACCAGCUUUCAAGCUGUUCCUGAAAAAGUGGCUCUGUUCCCCUGGCUUUCCAUUCUGCAGUGUGGGUAUUGGACAGCAGGUGGCAGUCUACCAGUUUCUUUCCCUUGACAAAUAUACAUCCACUUGUUUCACUGACUAGGCCAAAUUUAAUUUAUUCAGCCCAAAACAAUUUGCCUUUGGGUCUCCAAAUGAUAAUGUUCCAGACUGGUUGACUUGCUUAGAAUAAAAUAAAGGAAAUCCUGCAACUCACAUAUCAAAUUUAAAACAAUGGUUUGAAAAAACAAAAACAGUAGUCCCUAAACACUUUUUUUUUUUUUUUUUUUCUUUAAACCAGGAAAGUGUUUUUUGAUAUCCGAGUUGCACAAUUGUUGAACCCUACGCACCACAGCUGACUUUGAUGCAGUGCCAGUUCUGAUCUGUUUCAGCUUUCGAUAUAAUCACAGGAUAACAUUCUGGUGCCAGACUGACUUUUUUGAGUUGUUUUGUGUGGUGUGUUGUGUGUUCUUUUUUUUUUUCUCUGACGGCACAAGUACUAUAAAGCAGAGGGAACACGAAGCCACUUGGUGACUUGGAACUUGGUUUCAGGAGACUAGGUUUCAGGCCACGGCACACCAGGGGAGAAUUGGGGUUUGAUACAGCAAAGCUGCGUGAAACCAGGUUUCAAGCCACUGCUUCGUGUUCCCUCAGCUUUAUCGUGACAUCUUGUUCUGGCAGCAAGGAUGCAAUAUGUACGGGUUCUGCAGUUUUAGUUUGUUUAUAUUUUUUGGGGGUAUGUGUUUUUAGCUAUGGACACAUUGCAGUGGGUAGGGUUUUAUAUUUUACAGAGCAACAUGUCCCUGUAUUCUACUGUUCUUCUGGCAAUAUGUAUAUAGUAUUCCAACUCCUCUUCGCUAUCCUGUUUUAAAUAAAUUUGGCUUGCUUUUUAGGUAUUUUUAUUAAAAGCACAGGCCAUGGAGUAAUUUUUUUUUUGGGGGGUGGGGGGAUUGUGGCACUCACUUUAGUUUGUUUUAAGUCUGUGGAUGUUAUUCCAGAUGAAUUUAAUGUUUUGGCAUUUUUGUGUGCUGUAAAACUAAGGGUUUUUAAAUAAUAAAAAAAGUUAAUAAAAAAAGGCUUUAAAUAAAAUAUCAUGGGUUUAAUACA